Molecule: messenger RNA, 1837 nt
Organism: Melitaea cinxia (Glanville fritillary)
Lineage: Eukaryota; Metazoa; Arthropoda; Insecta; Lepidoptera; Nymphalidae
Exons: 1
Coding region: 118-1194 (358 amino acids)
Source: RefSeq, a predicted model, not a curated record
AUCUAUAAAUGUCAGUUAAUGUCAAAUAUAUAGUGAAAAAUGCUCUUUUCGUAAAAAUUGAUAUUUAUUACUUAUUCAAUGUUGUUAUAAUUUGGCGUUAAUUAUAAGUUGCACAAAAUGUUUACAUUAGGUGGUCAACGGAUCUUACAUAAGGGCCUCAAGAUUUUGAGGUUAACUAUAGUAGAUUUUAGCAGUUUACCUGAUAUCAAGACACUGAAUCUUGUGCGAACAGUCGAAAAGAAUAUAGAAAAUAACACGAACAUAUUCAUCGAAAGUCCUAUUCAUGUAAAAGUGCAACCUAUCGACGUCAAUGAUUUGAAGGCACAUAAUAAAUUAACUAUGACUUUAUACAGCCAAGGAAAAGAUACGAACGACUUUCAAGUGAAACAAACUUCGAAGCGACUCGAGCUUCUGAAUAAGAACACAUCGCCCGACCGUAACGACGUAUGUUUAAUACAAGUUCCAUACAAAUUAAAAGUGCAAGUAACUGCCACAGAGAACGCGUCGGUACAUUUAGCUAAAUUAGAAGCUGAUGAGUUCGUGGUUAAGACUCAGAAAGGCUCCGUGAAUAUUGCGGACUUAAAAGCCGAUAACAUCAAAGUGGAAAGUGUAUCUGGUGACGUACAAGCUGAUGGCAGGCUGCAGGCAAGUAAUAUUGAAUUAAAGACUGGAAUAAAUGGAGGUAUCAAGUGUCACAGCAUCAUGGCGAACUCCUUCAAUGUAGUCUCUCAUGCUGGUCCCAUUACUGUCAAGUCAUGUUAUAGUGAUAAGUCACACUUCACAACACUUAUGGGUAAUAUUAAACUGGAUAAUUUACACAGAUCUGUAAAAAUAGAUGUUAUACAGAAAGGCAACUUACACCUCACAGGAUUUUCUGGUAAUCUAGAAGCUUCCUUGAAAAGUGGUGAAGUGUUCAUGCAUGCAUCACAGUUGACGGAAAAAAGUAGUAUAUUUAUCCACGAGAAGGGCAAAGUAGUAUUAUUAGUACAUGAUAUAUUAAAAAAUUUGCCAGCAACAAAUCUAAUAGCAGAAAAAAUACAAGUUGAUGACAAAAUAUUAAAGCUCGGACGAUUUAUGGAUGAUUCCCAUCCAAAGAGGUUUAGAUUUGAAAAAGAACCUCAAAAUGAAUUGCAUAUAGUCUGUAAAAAUGGUUCCAUAGAAUUGAAAGACACAAAUUUACCUUUUAUUAUGUAAACAUAUAAAAGGAUCUAGGGAGACCCUACUCAGUGCAUCAUGUUAAAUGAACAUAAUUUGCUUGUAAAUGACAUUAGUUGCACGAUGAUUGCAUUUUACUAAUUGUAGAUACAUUUUAUUAUCUAUUUUAUUGUAUAAGAAUGUUACGUGUAUUAUGUUUUUCUGUAUUUUUAAUAAAUAUUGUUCAAAAGCAUUUAAAUAUAUCCAGUGUAUUAUAAUCCUUAACUUAUGUUGUUUAUAUGUUUUGAUUCUGAUUAAUUAUAUUUUUGCCAAAGUAAAAAUGGAAAAGUUAUAUAAAUACAUUUAAUAAUUUAAUAAUUUUUAAAGAUGGAGGGUAAACAUUCUUGAGUCAUAUUAUACUAAGUAUCAAUGUUUGCCAAAAAAUAAGAAUAUUAAUUUUCUUUAAACCGUACAUAACCUUGUAGUAUCACAAUGCUAAUCUUAUGAGCAGAGUCUUCAGAAGUCAUUGAGAGAAAACAAUUCCUAUGGGAGUCCAAUUACAAAAGAAGAAGAUGAAGAAUUUUUUUCCACAUUUUGCUAACUUUGAAUAAAUAACAUGAAUAGUGUCUAAGGACCUGUGUCAAAAGAUACUGAUAAAGUGACCUCGCAUGUAACAAUUUCAACAAAUAAAAGUUUAAUCAAA